Molecule: messenger RNA, 4512 nt
Organism: Chelonia mydas (Green sea turtle)
Lineage: Eukaryota; Metazoa; Chordata; Testudines; Cheloniidae
Product: zinc finger protein 19-like
Exons: 4
Coding region: 2419-3141 (240 amino acids)
Biological process (GO): regulation of DNA-templated transcription
Source: RefSeq, a predicted model, not a curated record
CCCCCCGGGAGCUCACCCUUCGCAGACCGGCCUGGGCCUGGCUGCUGAGACCCAGCGGAGAAAGCCCCUGCCCCGGUGCGCCCUGCCCUCGGCGCUGCCGAGCCCCGGCCAUGCCUUGCUCCGGCUGGUCCCAGCCUCCCCGGGGACAGGGAGCGGAAACAGGGGCCAUGGAGCCCGCUCAGGUAGGGAUCCUGGUGGAGGGAGAGGAGCAGUAACUCCCCAGGAGGGAGAAACUUGUGGGGAGUUUGGUCUGGAGGUAGGAGAGGGCAGGAAACACCCAGGGUGGAUAAAAGGAGGGGGCCAGGGUGUGACCCACCUGCAAGGGCUUGUUUCAGCCGGGCCCGUGAUUCCAGGAACAGACCCAUGAGGUUUGGGGGUGGAAGUUCCCAAAUUUGUGCAACAGGAAACAACACAAACACCCCCCCCCCCCCCGCCGUUGGGAAAAAUUACCAGCUCCCCAGUGCUGGAGCCGCCGGCCAGAGUGUAGAGGAGUCCCUGUGUAUUUAACGCAGUUUUAUUAACCAGGAGGUAAAUAGCACGUAACCGGGUAAAACCCCAUAGUCAGGGUCACUGCUGCCCACGCCCACGAAUAAUAAUACCCACGAAUGUCUCCAGUCACGUGUCCUGACGCAGCAAAUGCAAAAUGCAAGAGUCCCGUGGGCCGGCGGACUCCCGAGGAGCCUUGACGGCCAGUGACUACGGUUAGCAACUUGGCUGACAGCUCGAGCGACUCACGCAGGGGAGCACGUGGCAAGUCUGUCCACAGAUUUAAUAGGCGGCAGGUAGUAAAACCCCCAAACCCUUGAAGACACAGCUCAGGGAGCUGGAGGGCUAACUCAGGCUGGCUGGGAGGAAGGGGGGAGUUUCCCCAGAAAAGCUGUACAACCCGGUAGGGUUGCCAGGUGUCCUGUUUUCAACCCGAACGUCUGGUCGAAAAGAGAGCCAGGCGGCUCUGCCUGGGCCGUUAGUCGGGUUGGUGGGGCUGGCAGGCUCCCUACCUGGCUCUGCGCAGCUCCCCGGAAGCGGUGACAUGUCCCUGUGGCUCUGAGGGGCAGAGGUGGCCAGGGAGGCUUCACGCACUGACCCCGCCCUGUGUGCUGGCUCCGCAGUUCCCAUUGGCCGGGAACCGCCUGUGGGUGGAGGCAGUGCGCACUGUGCAGAGCCACCUGGCUGCGCCUCCGCCUAGGAACCAAGGGAGCCCCCUGAGGUAAGUGCCACCCAGAGCCCGCUCCCCUGUGCCCCAGCAUGGAGCCCCCUCCCACACCCUAACUCCUUCUUGGAGCCCGCAUCCCCUCCUGCACCCCAACCCCCUGCCCGAGCUCAGAACCCCCUCCCACACCCAAACCUCCUCCUGGAGCCUGCACCCCAUACCCCCUCCCGCACCCCAACCCCAACCCCAGCCCUGAGCUCCUCCCGCACCCAAACCCCCUCCCGGAGCCUGCCAGGACUCUGGGGGAGCCUCCUCUCUGGGAGCAGCCUGUCUUCAGGGCAAGAAGCUCACCCGACUUCCACCUUCCUGGGUCUGACCUUGGAGCAUUCAGCCUCCCCUGCCCCGCCGUGUGCUUCCCCCCGCGAGUCUGGCCAGGCGGGGUGCUGGGGAAGCCAGGGGGUCCUGCCCCCCAACUCCGCAAUCAGACGGGACUCUCAGCCAGCCGGGAAAACAGAAGGUUUAUUAGACGUAGAACAGAGCUUGUUAGCACAGAAAUCAGUGACUUUCAGCCAAGUCCAUCUUGGGAGUCCUGGCCCAGAUGCCCUGGACUCCCCCUCUUCCAGUCCCCCCACGCAGACUGCCCGCUUCCAGCGACCCGACCUCCGACACCCCCCUCAUGCCGCUCCUCCAUCUCUUUGUCUCACCUCCCGGGGCAAAAGGUGUCACCUGGUCACAUCCCUGUCCUGGGGCUCAGGUUACGAAGGGCACCGGCCAUCACCUACAUGCAGACAGCUGGGCAAACUCACCACCGGCCCCGAGGGCCUCAGCAAAACCCACACACCCAAUUCCCACCGCCGACGUCCUGGGGCAGUACACAAGGGAAACUGAGGAACGCAGAGCAUUAGCAUAGGACAGUAAGACUCUCAUGCAACAUAACCAGGUGAAUAAACCCCCACUUUGUCACAUCCUGUUUCCCUCUCUCUGCUAGGAGGGGUGAGGAUCUCUCUCUUUCUCCCCUCACCCGAUGCCUCCUGGCUGCUCUGAGCAAGCUGGGGGUGGGACUCUGCUGACUGUGAACCUCCCAGAGUUUGCAUUGAGUUGGCCCUGUUCCCCGGUGACUAGUGGGGUUGUCACUGGGGCAGCAGGUCCUGAGUGAGGGGCUAUUGCUCUUUCAGGGGCCGGUGACCUUCGAGGAGGUGGCUGUGUAUUUUACGAAGGAAGAGUGGGCUCUGCUGGACCCCGCUCAGAGAGCCCUCUACAGAGACGUCAUGCAGGAGACCUAUGAGACUGUGGCCUCGCUCGGGUUUUCAGUUUCCAAACCUGAUGUGAUCUCCCAGCUGGAACAAGGGGAAGAGCCCUGGGUCCUAGAUAUCCAGGACUCAGAAAACCAAAGGAUCCUGAGAGGUGCCUGCCCAGGCGGUGGGAGGGUGAGUGAGAACGGGGAGCGAACUCUUCAGCAGACGGACGUGGAGCAAGUGAAACCACACAGGAUGGUAUUGCAACGAGCCAAAGGGCGUGUGUCCAGACGUCUUGAGCAAGGAAAAUCUCGUGAGCGUCAGCACAGGCCAGCGAGGCAGCGGCCAGGGGAGAAAGCGGGUAAAUCCGUUAAUUGUCGGGCAACUCACAAAGACCUCAAGGGAACCACAGGCCAGCACAGAAUCCUCACCGGAGAGAGAAAAAACACCGGCGCUGAGGGUGGGAAAAACUUCCGUGGACGUUCGACCCUUAUUAGGCAUCAGAAAAUCCGCACCCGGGAGCGACCCUAUCAGUGCCGUGCGUGCGGGAAAACCUUCACGCGGCGCCCACACCUCAUUAGACAUAAAAUAAUCCACACGCGGAAGAGGCCCUCCGACGGCUGUGAGCGCAAGAGAAGCUUCAGCCAGAACUCCAACGUUAUUAGUCACAUACUGGUCCCAGUAUAUACCCCAGUGCUGGUCCCCGUGCUGGUCCCCGUCCUGGUCCCAGUCAGACCCCUCUACUGGUCCUGGUAAGACCCCCAUACUGGUAACAGUUAGACCCCAAUACUGGUCCCAGCAAGAUGCCCAUACUGGUCCCAGUACUGCUCCCAGUACGUACUGUGACACAGUAGGAAUGUUCUUAAUGUUUUCUCAGACUACUGUGUGCGUGCCUCAGUUUCCCCUAUGCGUCACUCAAGUGUUUGGGUGGCGGGGUAAGAGUGUAUGAUCAUGGCAGCGACCCCUAGAGGGCAGGAGCGACUGGCAGCCUGGGACAGAGACCGGCCAACGCUCUGUAGCCUGGCAGCUGAUGGCCAGGCCACCUCCUCUGCAAGACGCAGGAGAACCGGGUGGGUGGGGAUGGGGCAGGGCAAGCCCCUGCGCCCCAACUCCAUUUCCCUGGCAGGAGCACUGGGGGAUGGAAAGAGGGGGGACUGCAGGCAGAAGGGGUGGGGAAAGGCCCCCACUUGCUCUGGCCCAGGGCCCCACAAACCCCGAAUUCUCCUCUGGGAAGAAUAAGCUACAAGCGGCCUGGGACGGGCCCUUUAAGGUCGUCAAACAGCUAAAUGAGGAGAACGAGGGAGUAAACCGGUCCAGCCGGGCUCACAGCCUCUGCGUGCGCCACGUCCCCAUGGGGGAGCCGUACUGGGACAGAGAGAAGGGCUGUCUGGCCAUGGGGUGGCCUCUUUAAGAAGUGCAGCCAGGACUAUUUGGGCGGCGCUUUACUGUGUACACGGACCACUUGCCUCUGAUGUGGUUGCACCAGAUGAAAGGGGCCAGUGCCAAGCUGCUGAGAUGGAGUCCGGUCCUCCGGGAUUACGAGAGGGAGGUGGUCCAUGUUAAGGGGAGGGCCAAUGUUCUAGCUGAUGCUUUGUCAGAGAGACGGGGGGGGCCUGACCUUCCCCAGGUCACCGGUUAAGUGACCCCACUCAGUUUGGUCUCAAAGGCGGGGAGAGAUAUGACAAAGUGGGAAUGUUCUGAAUGUUUUCUCUGACUACUGUGUAUGUGUGCCUCAGUUUCCCCUAUGUAUUUGGGUGGCGGGGUAAGAGUGUGUGAUCAUUGCAGCGACCCCUAGAGGGCAGGGUGUGACUGGCUGCCUGGGACAGAGACCGGCCAAUGCUCUAUAGCCUGGCAACUGGUGGCCAGGCCCCAACCUCUGCAAGAAUCAGCCAGUGGUGUUAAUUAUGCAGUCGAGUUUCCUGCAUUUGGGGAAAUCGCAGGGGUCAGCACAGCCGCUGUGCAAUGGAUGAACCUCACCCUGGGAAAACCACCUUGAUGAUCCUAGGUUUCAGCGUAGCAGCCAUGUUAGUCUGUAUCCGCAAAAAGAACAGGAGGACUUGUGGCACCUUAGAGCCUAACCAAUUUAUUUGAGCAUAAGCUUUCGUGGGCUAAAACCCACUUCAUCAG